This is a messenger RNA of Cutaneotrichosporon oleaginosum, 2275 nucleotides long. RefSeq lists its product as uncharacterized. The record is from RefSeq and is a predicted model, not a curated record. Lineage: Eukaryota; Fungi; Basidiomycota; Tremellomycetes; Trichosporonales; Trichosporonaceae. Gene Ontology annotation, molecular function: DNA binding; ATP binding; hydrolase activity.
CCCGUCUUCUCAUCAUGUCCCGCGCAGUGCGGGCACUAAGACCCGCUUGUGCGCUGGCAGGCCCGUCCCGCCUCGCACUAUCACCGCCGAAAGUCGCGGUAGCGGCACGGCGCUGGACCUCCUUCCUCCCCGCCGCUUCAGAACCUCUGAAGCGACGCCCCACAGCCAAAGCACGCUCGACGCCCGACACGCCCGCAAAGCCAAGAAAGCAGAAGAGCGCGCAGGAAAUACCCGCCGCCCACGACCCAGCUGCGCCUCGCGCCGACCCGCCCUCCGCUCCACUCACCCUACGCCCGUACCAGACUGAGGCAAUCGACGCGUGUCUCAGCGCGCUCGCGCGCGGAUGCCGGCGCAUCGGCGUCUCGUCGCCCACAGGCAGCGGCAAGACGACAAUGUUCAUGCACCUCAUCCCGGCUGUGCCGGGGGUGGACGAUGUCGCAGCCCACCGCCGGAAAGAGGGGAGGCCAUUAGUUGGCGCGGGGCCAGGUGAGGGCCAAACUCUGAUACUCGUAGGCUCCGUGGAGCUUGCGGAACAGGCGCUGGCUGUUGCGCGCCGCCUGCUGCCUGAAUGGAGCGUGGAGCUCGAGCAGGCCAAGCAUGUCGCCUCGGGGUUCGCUGAUAUCACCGUCGCGACUUACCAGACACUUUCUAAUCCUGUCCGUUUGCGCAAGUUCAACCCCGCGCGCUUCAAGCUUGUCAUUGUAGACGAAGCUCACCACGCCGCCGCUAAAUCGUAUCUUCGGCUCUUACACUACUUCAACGCAGGCGUGUCGCUCCCGUCCGACGUCGACCCGUAUGAGACUCUUGACGACUCUCCAGACGUUCCAAUAGUGGGGUUUUCGGCGACAUUCAGCCGACACGACACACUCGCGCUCUCGGCCGCGUUUGAGGAGAUCGUGUUUCAUCGCGAUGUUGGAAACAUGUUGGAGGAGGGAUGGCUGUCGCCCGUCAAGAGCACGGCGGUAUAUGCUGACUUGCAACUCGGCGAUGUUGAAACAACGUCCACGGGCGAGUACGCAACAGCAUCGCUUGCAAAUCACGUCAACACGCCCGCAGUCAACCUUCUCAUUGUGCGGACCUAUCUCCAUCGCGCAGCCGACCGCCGCUCGACACUGGUCUUCGCCGUCAACCUGCAGCACGUGGCCGACCUCGUGGCGGCGUUUCGGACCGCCGGUGUCGACGCGCGCAGCAUAACUUCCGCCAUGCCCGCGGGAGCACGACGAGACGUCAUGGAGGCGUUCCGUAAUGGCGAGUUUCCCGUGCUCGUCAACUGCGAGGUACUCACCGAGGGCGCGGAUGUGCCGGAGAUUGACUGUGUCGUGCUCGCGCGCCCGACGCGAAGCAAGAAUCUUCUGGCACAGAUGGUCGGGCGAGGACUCCGCCUCUCCCCCAGCACAGGGAAGCAGGACUGCUACCUCAUCGACAUCGCCGACAACAUCUCGCGCGCAAGCGGCAUGCUGGUCUCACCAACGCUUUUCGGCCUCACCCAUGAGGAAGUGGCGGACGAGCGCGAACGGGCUGAAGCCAAGGCGGCGAGGGCGUCUGCAACGCCGGCCGUCUCCACGCCCACCAAAAUCCGAAUGGUGGACAUAUCGGACCCGUUCGCAUUGAAGUCGCCUAAGCAAGUGCAUAUUCCGGCACUAUCACACCUGUCCUGGGUGCAUUGCGGGCAGGGCAAGCACGUUCUGGAACUCAUGGGAAGCGGCCAUCUCACCAUUGAGCCCAUCGACGACAAAUGGAGCGUAAGCCUGACCCCGAAGCUGCCGCGCAUCGGCGGUGUGCCGCGCCGAGGCAGCCCGUACGGUCGCGUCGUACAGCUCGCAUACGCGGACGACGCGGAACGCGCCGUGCGCACAGCGGACGCGUACGUCGAGCGGCGCAUGGCACGCAAUAGCCUACAACAACUGAGCGAGUUUGCGCCGUGGCGGGCGCGCCCCGCGACCCAGAAGCAGAUCAGUAUGCUGCUCAAGAUCAAGGGCAUCAAAGGUGAAGGCGACGCACGGAUCACGAUCGGCGGGACGGCGAUCGAUGUGUCGUCGCUGACGGCGGGGCAGGUCGGGGCACUGGUAUGUGCGGCGCAGCAUGGGGGACUGGGCACGCGGAAGCGAGCGGAGGAGCGGGCGGCGGCGGCGGAGGCCAAGGCGGCGCGGAAAGCGGAGAGAGAACGGGCUGUGGCGGAGCGUAAUUUGCGUCUGCCGGGAGAAGAGCGUUGAUUAUUUUUGUGUAGCAUAUUUCGGGAGAUGUCUUGGAGAUUUAUCGAUGGCCGUGAUUCUGG